Messenger RNA from Ogataea polymorpha, 1545 nucleotides. RefSeq lists its product as uncharacterized. Lineage: Eukaryota; Fungi; Ascomycota; Pichiomycetes; Pichiales; Pichiaceae. Bases 286 to 1287 code for a protein of 333 amino acids. The record is from RefSeq and is a predicted model, not a curated record. The transcript has a single exon.
GCCACUCUGGUGUUUUAAAACUUGUUCACCAAGUUCUGCCAAGUUAAUUUUUAGCUGGUACUAGUACUCAAGCCUUAUAUUUGGUUGCAAAUAGAGAGGUUUUAGAGUCAUAUUACUACUACUACAGGGCUUACCGUUCUUCUGGACUACUUAAUUGUUACGUUCAGUUGUGCUUGUGCCAAUACUUUCUUCUGAUUGGUUAUUAAUAGCAAGGAGGCUGUCAAGAGAAAUCGUGUCAGUUACCUAAAAAAGGAAAACCUUUUUUGUGCAAGGUACACGCCCAAAAUGGUUCUCUCAAUCAAAAGAGGAUCAUCUGUGAACACAGAUUACGAUAAGGAGAACAAUCCCAUCUCGUCACUUUCAUGUCCUUCCCGCAAAAAGCACUGCCCCUUGUCCUCUAAUAAAGGCAGUUUGCUCUACAUCCGUAGUUGCCAAAACUCGUCGAGUGAGGACGAGUCUUCUGAAGAUGAAGCUUCGAGAAAGCCAACAACUCUCAGAGAUAGAAACAGGUUAAGAAAUAAAAGAAGAAGUCACAGAGAGCUUUUAAGAAACUCUUUGUCAUCAGCAAUGAUGGAUUCGAAGUUAUCAAAAGCUGUCAGCCAAUACAGUGACGACGAGCGAGAAGAGAAACGGGAUCGCAAGGAGGAUUCAUCUGACAAUGCAGCCGGUCACAACUCCUUCAGUAGAAGGGGAUCGGCCGUGUCUUCUCCUCUCAAUGUGACGCAGGCUCCAUCUCUGGACAUGAGCCCAAAGUCAAGACGUUGUCUCCCAGACUCCGAUUUUGCAGCAAGAAGUCGUUGUUUUGAAUACCUUGUGGGGGCCAUUGAUGAAGCCUGGGCAAGAUAUUGUGAUGCCACGGCAGUCGAUGAGGAUGAAGUGUAUGGAUUUGACGGGGGAAAUGGAAUUCCGCAAACUCCUACCUCUAUUGCAAUUACUUCUGACGAAGAAGAGGGUUAUAAAUCAGAAAUAUCCACAAACACAAACAUCACGGAAUAUGAAAGUGAUUACCCUGCAGAUGUCCCGAAAUCAACAACUCGUCGUGUAUCUGAAGUUCCUGAAAAUGUGCGUUUGCAGCAACUGAAGGAUAGACUCAUCAAGACAAAAUAUUAUCUGCAGGAUUUCGUGGACUCAGACGAUAUUAAUGAGUGUCUACUUUUUUGGAAAAAGUGGGACUUAAUCAAAUAUGCUACCAUUGAAUUAGUUGAAGAUGACGAUGACGAUGAGGUCAUUGAGUCCACUAUCGAUGAACUUGAGAGUGGAAGGUAUGUCUCUUCCAUUGGUGCAUAAGAAAAUAUCAUUGAGAAACAGAACAGGGAUGUGAUGUUUCACACAUUGUACACUAUGGGCUUGAUUAUAUUUAUUAUUUGCGGUUGGGUGAGGUGUUAUUACAAGUUGAUCUUUAAAUUUUCAAACAAUGUCCCAAUAAUUGUUUGAAAUUAUUUCAAUUCUUAAAUUUGACAGAUGAUCGAAUGUCAUUAAGUCAGUCUGUUCAUAUAUAGCUGAAAAAAUCUGUACAUUAGGUUCAAAAUACAGACUUCUCUACCA